Molecule: messenger RNA, 770 nt
Organism: Gossypium raimondii (Peruvian cotton)
Lineage: Eukaryota; Viridiplantae; Streptophyta; Magnoliopsida; Malvales; Malvaceae
Product: transcription factor MYB73
Exons: 1
Coding region: 41-682 (213 amino acids)
Biological process (GO): regulation of DNA-templated transcription
Cellular component (GO): nucleus
Molecular function (GO): RNA polymerase II cis-regulatory region sequence-specific DNA binding; DNA-binding transcription factor activity, RNA polymerase II-specific
Source: RefSeq, a predicted model, not a curated record
UUCAUCUCAUACAUUUCUCUUUGCCUUAAGUCUUUUAAAAAUGGAAGCAGUGAAUGGAUGUUCAUCUUCUUCAUCAUGUGAUACAUCUUCUUCUUCUUCUUCAAAGUCAUCUUUGUCUGCAAUGGCUUCGAGCAAAUCUGAGAAGAUCAAAGGUCCAUGGAGUGCCGAGGAAGAUAGGAUUUUGACUCGGUUCGUUGAGAAAUAUGGACCCAGAAACUGGUCUUUGAUAAGCCGUUAUAUAAAGGGUCGAUCAGGGAAAUCAUGUAGGCUUAGAUGGUGUAACCAGCUCAGCCCCAGUGUGGAGCAUCGUCCGUUUUCACAAGCUGAAGAUGAGACCAUCUUGGCUGCUCAUGCUAGGUUCGGUAACCGGUGGGCCACCAUUGCUAGAUUGCUUCAUGGGAGGACUGAUAAUGCUGUGAAGAAUCAUUGGAACUCCACGCUGAAAAGGAAGGCCAAAGAAUCAAAACAGCAACAGCAACGAAAGGAACAGAUCUCAAUGAGUACUUAUCAGCAAAUGGAUGAGGAAGCCUUGUCGACGUCGUUGACUCUAGCGCCGCCUGGUAGUGGAACUGCGUCGGUGGCGGAGAGGAGGAUAAGUGUAUCGGCGGAGCUUUGGGAUGUAAUGAGAGAUGUGGUAGCAAGAGAAGUUAGAGAGUAUAUGAGCUCAACUUCAUCACACUGAAGCAUCAAGAUUUCACUAAGCCAUUGUAUUAUUCUGUAUUAAUCUCCCUAUGUUUUUGAACAAAUAAAAAGAUUGAGAAAAACGAUAA